Pistacia vera is the source of this 1705-nucleotide messenger RNA. RefSeq names its product LRR receptor-like serine/threonine-protein kinase IOS1. Bases 188 to 1705 code for a protein of 505 amino acids. NCBI's taxonomy places the organism in Eukaryota, Viridiplantae, Streptophyta, Magnoliopsida, Sapindales, Anacardiaceae. Gene Ontology annotation, molecular function: ATP binding; protein binding; protein kinase activity. Gene Ontology annotation, biological process: protein phosphorylation. The transcript has 12 exons. The record is from RefSeq and is a predicted model, not a curated record.
UGAAACUAGAUUGUAUCAUCUAUUUCUGCACAUUGCUGAAAUUGAAGAAUUACAAGACAACCAGACUAGAGAAUUUAACAUCUCUGCAAAUGGAAAGGUUUUGUAUUGGGAAUUUCAUCCCUUCUCCUUCUAUACAAGAUCAGCAUAUAACUUGUUUCCCUUCAGUGGAACGAGAAUUGACAUUUCAAUGAACAAAACUGAGAAUUCAACUCUGCCGCCUAUCUUAAACGCCCUUGAGAUAUACUGGUUAAACGAAUUCUCACAAUUGGUAACAGAGGAACAAGAUGUUGAUGCUAUUAUGAAUAUCAAGACAAAGUACGGAGUGAAAAUAUCAAAUUGGCAAGCAGAUCCAUGUAUCCCUAAACUUUUCAUCUGGGAAGGUCUCGACUGCAGCUAUGAUUCUGGACUCCCAAAGAUCAUAUCCCUAAAUUUAUCUUCAAGUGGAUUGUCCGGGGAGAUAAGUCCUUAUAUACUCGGUCUCACAUCGAUUCAAUCUUUGGACUUAUCAAACAAUAGUUUGACAGGAUCAGUGCCUGAGUUUUUUACACAGCUACAAUACUUGAGAGUGCUGAACUUGAAAGGAAACAAUCUCGAAGGCUCAAUUCCAGCUGGACUAAAAGAAAAAGUAGACAAGGGUUUGCUGUUAUUAAGUGUGGAUGGAAAUUCAAAUCCUUGUCCUCCGGGUUCAUGCAAAGAGCAAAACAAGUUUAAAAUUGUGCCUGUGGUGGCAUCAGUUGUUUCCGUUUUGGUAGUUUUAGCUGCAAUAUUGGCAAUUUUGUGGAUCCACAGAAGAAGAAAAGUGGGGAAGAAGGGGUCAUUGGAGUUAAAAAAAAGAAGGUUCACAUACUCAGAUUUGGUGAGAAUUACAAAUAACUUUGAGAGGGUUCUCGGGAAGGGAGGAUUUGGAGCAGUCUACCAUGGUUACUUGGACAAUACUCAAGUAGCUGUUAAGAUGCUCUCGGCAUCAUCAGCUCAAGGAUACAAGGAGUUUCAAGCUGAGGUUGAAAUUUUACUCGAAGUUCAUCAUAAAAAUUUAACAAGUCUUGUUGGGUAUUGUGAUGAGGGCAAAAAUAUUGGACUGAUCUAUGAGUUCAUGGCUAACGGAAACUUAGAAGCACAUCUCUCAGAAAAAAAUGAAAAUGUCUUGAAAUGGGAAGGGAGACUACGAGUAGCAACAGAGGCUGCACAUGGACUCGAGUAUCUGCAUAGUGGUUGUAGGCAACCCAUUUUGAAAGUGGAACUCAAUGUGUUAACAAAUAAUAUUGCUGGAACCCCUCGAUAUCUUGACCCUGAGUUCUAUAUAUCAAACAGGUUAACAGAAAAAAGUGAUCUGUACAGCUUCGGAGUGGUUCUCUUAGAGAUAAUUACAGGCAAACCUGUCAUUGAAAAAUCCCUUGAGAGGACACAUAUUAGUCAGUCGGUGAAUCUCAUGCUUACAAAGGGGGACAUUAAAAACAUUGUUGAUCCAAGAUUCAAAGGAGAUUUUGACAUCAACUCUGUCUGGAAAGCUGUAGAAAUAGCAAUGGCUUGUGUUUCUCGGGAUUCCACCAAAAGGCCAACCAUGCAUCAGGUAGUAAUGGAAUUAAAUGAAUCUUUAGCAAUUGAGAUAGCUCGUGCAAAGGCAGGCAGUAACAAUAAAUCAAAGGACCAUAAUGCAGUGAUCACUCUGAACCUGAAUACUGAAUUAUCUCCAGUUGCAAGGUAG